This is a messenger RNA of Mus caroli (Ryukyu mouse), 489 nucleotides long. RefSeq names its product transmembrane protein 92-like. Gene Ontology annotation, cellular component: nucleoplasm. The record is from RefSeq and is a predicted model, not a curated record. NCBI's taxonomy places the organism in Eukaryota, Metazoa, Chordata, Mammalia, Rodentia, Muridae.
AUGCUGAACGCCUGGGUCUGCGGCACACUCACCUUGACCUUUGGCCUGCUUUCCAGUCUCCAAGGAGUAAGCUUCAAUGAGACUGUAAACACAUGUGACAUCCUAAACUGCAUCCAAGGAUUCACAUGCUGUGAGAAUGACUGCUGCCCAGAAAGAAAGUUCUCGUUCCCUGCAAAUAACCCCUUCAUGAUCGUGUUCAUCAAUGUAUGCAUCAUGCUACCCCUUUUGUGUGUCUGUGCUCUAGUGAAGCACUUCUGUCCCAAGUGCAGAGAGCUGCAGCAUGAAUUCAGGACAGUGGAUCAUCAGACUCCUCCAGAACCGCCCUCCAUUGCUCCCCUAGAGAGCAUUAGGGACACCUCUUUGGAUCCACCACCACCCUACAGUCAGGUUGUUCUGCCGCCAACUCCCACAGAACCACCUCCUCCUUACAGCCUCAGGCCUGAGGGCCCUGCUGGCCAGAUGAGAGGGCAUGCCUACUCAACCCUUUGA